AUGACCUUUAUUGCUCGUACAGCUGCCGUAUUCAAUGCAUCUGUCCGUGGUCUUUUCAAAAUGAUGCCAGCUCGAACGGGUCUCCGUUCCUUACUCUCGCUAUCCGUCUUCUUCGUGUUAUUUGUCUUCGCCUUUGCCGAAUUCGAGUUCCUUGACGGUCCCCCCGACGGUCGCAUCGCAUGGGAAUUCCACAAGUUAGAUGACGGGGAACUGAAAGAUCAGGAAGCUCAUCAACGUCCUUUUGCUGACGUGAAAGUCAACUACAGAACGCCACAAGAACGAUAUCUCGAGGAGGCUGCAACGGUAACCACCCAGUUUAAAAACUUCAGGUCCACCUUCAACUAUAUCAAGCCUCCCACUCCUCCCUAUAACAAUUCUCAUAUCCUCGACGACCCCCGCGCCUCUGUUCAGUCGGCCAACAUUGCAAAGUCAGCCAAAAUCUAUCGUCCUUACCCUGACUACAACAGCGAAGAAUGGAAACGUACACAUAGGGGUGCCUUUGUUCCAUGUAUCGGACCCCGGGGCAAGAAACUCGAUGAUAGCUUGGAUGACAGCGUCAGCGUCUAUGUCGGCGUUCCAGAGAACUUCCCCGAGCCCAGUUUUGGUUCAUAUGAUGUGAUCGGCGUCGAUGGACAACUAUCCUACGAUCGGUACACCAGAUACGCCGCCUACGGAUACGGAGAAGAUGACACUUCGUCUGAUUGGAUUCGCCCGUCCAAGGUUGAGUGGGAUAAUGUGAACUGGGGUAAAUUACAACAGGAAUGUGUGCAGAUGAAUGCCGGUCGAUACAAUACCACCGCAGCAAGCGAGAGCAGUGGGUUGUCUUCGUUGUUUGGUCGUCGAUCUCGCCCGGCAAAUCUCAUCAACCCGGAAGCAGCCCCUGAAAAGCGAACCGCCAUUCUUAUCCGCAGUUAUACCGACAAGCAGUAUUCCGAAAACGACAAGCAAGUCAUUCGCUCCAUGGUUCAGGAGUUGUCUCUUCAGUCCGGCGGCGAGUACGAAGUUUUUCUACUCGUUCAUGUGAAGGAUGACAGUAUCCCGAUCGAUCAAGAAGAUGCUUAUCAACAGGUUCUUCGCGACUAUAUUCCGAUGGAGUUCUGGAACAUGACAAUAUUGUGGAACGUUGCCAUGGUAUCUGCGCGAUACAACAAGCUUGACCCUGCAGUUUUGAAUGUCCACCAAUCGCAAUGGCUUCCUAUUCAACAUUUCGUCUUGGAGUAUCCGGAAUUUGAUUUCGUAUGGAAUUGGGAAAUCGACACGCGUUACACGGGUCAUAUGUACGAGUUCACCGAAGCCAUCGCAUCAUUUGGCCGCAAGCAACCCCGUCGUGGUCUCUGGGAGCGUAGCGAGCGAUUCUAUAUCCCUGCUAUUCACGGCAAAUACGAUACCGACUUCCGACAGUUUGUGGCGGAAAAAGGCGGAUCAGGUGUUUGGGGUCGGCUGGGAUACGCGGAGCAGGCAAGUAAGCUGCCAACUCCGAAAGGUCCAUCUCCGCCAGUCCCUCUACCGGAAAACGACAACUAUCAAUGGGGUGUUGGCGAAGAUGCCGACUUUAUUGGAUUUUUACCUAUUUUCAAUCCGUACCGCACCAACUGGGUGUUGAGAGAUGAUGUGUUUGGGUAUCUCGGCAAGGACACACCACGAAGAGCCACUAUCAUUACACAUUCCCGUGUUUCGAGGAGAUUGGUUCUUGCCAUGGACGACGAGAACCUGAACGGUCGCCACGUUGGAUCUGAAAUGAAUCCUCAAACUGUGGCUCUACUUCAUGGCUACAAAGCCGCGUAUGCCCCGCACCCGAUCUGGUCAGACAAACCACUUGCACCGAGACGUAUGGACCGGUGGUUCAACUCUGGUGUCAACGGCCGAUCAGGCAGCUCUUUGGACAGUCCAUUUUCAUGGGGCCGUGAGCAACGGUUCAGGGAUCUGUCAUGGUACUACCGCUGCAAUGUUCCUGGUCGAUUAUACUGGAACUUGCUUGGGUGGGAAAAAGACACGACAGGGGGACCAAACGUGAGUCUUCAAUUCGCCUUUGUUUUUGAUUGACCCUAACUGGACGUAUAUAGUAUGAGAGGAAAUAUGGCCGCGUAGUGUUGCCGUCGAUGUUCUUUCAUCCUAUCAAGGAUGUGAGCCCCGAUUCCGAUAGCAUGAGCUAUGAUCUUCCAAUUUAACGACUUACGUGAUGCGGUAUUAUCCUUCGACUUCAUUCUUUGUCCUCCCCGCCUCCUGUUUUCCCUUUUUCGACAUUUCCGCAUCUAUCGGGGGUAUCCCUGCCCACCGCAUUUAGCAUUAUACAUAUAUUGUCGAGCGGCGAUCAUUCAUAUAACUGCCUUUCUUUCUUUUCUUCCUUCAUCAUGUGAGUCUACUUUAAAUCUGGGUUUGGUGUUCUGAUAAGUUUGUUUUGUCUUGUCAUUCCGCCUAUGGCGGACUUGCCUAAUAGGUGUUUUUUUUUUUUUUUU
This is a messenger RNA of Talaromyces stipitatus ATCC 10500, 2456 nucleotides long. RefSeq lists its product as uncharacterized. The transcript has 5 exons. The coding region runs from base 1 to 2043 and encodes 680 amino acids. The record is from RefSeq and is a predicted model, not a curated record. NCBI's taxonomy places the organism in Eukaryota, Fungi, Ascomycota, Eurotiomycetes, Eurotiales, Trichocomaceae.